Molecule: messenger RNA, 1021 nt
Organism: Corythoichthys intestinalis (scribbled pipefish)
Lineage: Eukaryota; Metazoa; Chordata; Actinopteri; Syngnathiformes; Syngnathidae
Gene: cimap1d
Product: CIMAP1 family member D
Exons: 4
Coding region: 204-818 (204 amino acids)
Cellular component (GO): cytoskeleton
Source: RefSeq, a predicted model, not a curated record
AUUAACUUUUUCGGACGUCCAAAAGACCAGUGAGGUGAAGCCAUUCACCUUUAUAUGCAGUCAACAUUUUUUUGGGGGGGCCAUUGUCCUGCAGAAGACAAAGAGGACCUGGGCCAGGCCGAUACGGUCUUCCUCCAACUAUUGGCUUUAUCGGCCAUGACUUCACAAAACAAACAAGCCCUGCAUACACGUUCCACACCAGGAUGAGUGACAAUAUGUAUUGUGUUGACUGUAGUCCGGGACCUCGGUAUCACAUUGAUGCUAAGAUGACUCGCUUAGGGAGAGAUGGCACACCUGCGUACUCUAUGUUGGGCAGAAAAAAAGCACAAAAGAAGCUCCUCCACACCCCUGGACCGGGCUUCUACAGCCCAGAAAAAGCCCCACCGUGCAACCUCCAGCGUCGGCCCCCUUCCUACACUAUGGGCUCCCGCACAAACUACCGUACCUUGGACUUCGUGCCCGCUCCGAACAAGUACACUCUCCCUCCACUAAUGGGCCCUCAUAUCCCACACAAACCGGCCAGCGCCAGCUACACAAUGUCGGCUACUUUGAGCCAUGGCGGGCCUUCCGUGGAUCUCGCCAAGACGCCGGGGCCUUGUAGAUACAAUAGCACACACCCCAGCAUUUAUCUCCGCAAGUCACCUGCUUUCUCCAUGUUAGGGCGACACAGUGUACCUAGAGACAGCACCGAAAAGCCCGGUCCAGGGGCUUAUAACCCAGAAAAAGUGACAGUGCACAAAGCUCGGGCCCCAGCCUUCUCCAUGGGGAUUAAACACUCUGAGUUUGUCACGCCACUGGUCGUCACUAUUACUGAUUAGCUACAAAGAAACAACUGAACAAUCUAAAAAUAUACACAACAUUUUUUGUUUUGUGUGUAUUUUUGUGCAUUAUUUUCCAAUUAUCUAUUUCAAAGCAUGCAGCAAUGUUCACAAUUUAAAGGCAACAUAUUACCAUGCGCGUCACUAGACAUAUUUCACUUGGGCACGUGCCCAAGUAUUGAUCAGUAGUGCCCCAGUAUAAA